Vigna unguiculata (cowpea) is the source of this 2028-nucleotide messenger RNA. RefSeq names its product leukocyte receptor cluster-like protein. The record is from RefSeq and is a predicted model, not a curated record. Lineage: Eukaryota; Viridiplantae; Streptophyta; Magnoliopsida; Fabales; Fabaceae.
GGUAAAUAGACAGCGGUCUAAAAUUCUCCGUCAGACUUAGGGUUUCUAGUGAACAGAAAAUCCCAAUUUUCUUCAGAAAAACUCAAAUUCCUUUCUCUUUCGCCCAGCAAUCGAAAAUGGGAGGUCACGGAGGUCUGAAUAUUCUCCCUCAGAAGCGUUGGAACGUCUACAAUUACGAGAACAGAGAGAAGGUUCGUCGCGACGAGGAACAAGCCGCCAAAGAGGAACAGCUCAAGCGCGAGGAGGCUCGGAAGCGCGACGCCGAGUUCCGUCUUGAGCGUCUCCGCACCGCUAAAGGUUUGGCACCGAAGCUUCCCCUUCCCGGACCCGAACCCGAACCCGAACCCAAACCCGAACUUGAGCCCGAGCCUUCUACCGACGCUGGCCACAUCAACCUUUUCGAAGGGAUCAAGAUUUUCGACCCAAUUCAGGAGCCUCAGAAAGAGGGUCCACCGGCGAAGAAGAAGAAAAAGGAGGAGAGAGGUCCCAAACCCGACGUUGUUGUGGGCCCGGAGGAUGAGAAGUAUAGGCUUGGUUACGGGCUUGCCGGGAAGGGAGUUCAAUUACCGUGGUAUAUUAGGAAACCUAGUGAUAAUGUAGUGAAGGAUGAAAGCGGUGACGGCGAUAGGAGGGAGAAUAAGGGUGAGAAGAAGAGGAAGACGAUGGAGGAGCUGAGGGAAGAGAGACUGAAAAGGGAGAGAAGAGAGAAGGACCGGGAGAGGGCUUUGAGACACGAGAAGAUGCAGAGUCAGAGAGAUGUUUCUGGCAGUAGGAGGAGGGUCUCCAGAUGAACAUAACAUUCUGUGUUUUCCUUGAAGAGUUCCUCUUCAUUAUCAUACGACAUCUGAAGUUUAUUGUUAUUUAAAGUAUAGUUAAUCAAAGUGGUUUGUUUUUUUCAUGAGUUUAUAAAUAUCUACACUUCUUUUGUUGGGAAAAAAGUUAAUGGAAAAUGACUAUUUGCUGACAGUCUGUCUAUGCAUCUAUGAUUUUCAUUUCAAUUUUCAAUUUUCAAUUGUAUUUAUGGAGAUGGUGAAGAUAAUUCUUCAGAAUGUGAGAAGACACUUUUACAGAUUCUGGUUUGUUUCUCAAUCUGCAAGUUCAAUGCUUUUGCAUCUUUUAGUUUCCUAAUGAGUUCAUGAAAAAGAAUUUGAUGGAGCAUGUCUACUUGCUUCCAAUGGCAUCUUCACCCUGCUUUCCUGCAUUCUUAAACAAAAAUUCUGACCACUUGCUCCCAAAGUUGUCAAAAUCUCUAGAUAGACAAAAACAAGUUAAUUCACUAUCAGACUCUUUUUCGAGUAAAAUCGAGGAAACUUAUGAAACUCGUAGUGAACUCAAACUCUCCAGUCAAGAAGCUAGUUAACGAGUUUGAAAUUAAAAUUAAAUGUAAUUUUAUUGGAUUCUUAUCUCACACAAUGACAAUGUUUUAUUAUGACUCCGAUAAGUUGAAGAAAUGAACUCCAUUUUUAAUUGUUCACAUUAGGAGCCUUUUUAUGAUUUUAUAAAUAAUUUAGUCAUCUAUACUGUUUAAUCUUAUUUAGCACUGAUGAGCUAUCAAACUUUGUUAAUGUGAAAAUAUUGUAUUAUAUAUGGCAUACGUUAACAAUAGACUUUUCUAUAUUAAGUAAACUCUUAAGUUUACAAGUGGAAUCUAUGGGUUGAAUCUACAAAAGCUGCAUGAGUUUAGAAUUUUGAGUUUGAUAACCUUACUUCCCUAAGUUUUCUGCAGUUUUAUAUUUUAUUUAACCUCUGCUGUCAGAUCUCUGGGUUCCAUUGUCCACCGUGUUAUCUGGUGCAUUAAGUCACUGUUGCUGUAGUUCACUGCUGCCAGAAAAAAGAAAUCCAGCAAGCUAUCGGUGUUGUUUUCAAAUUACCCAUGUCUUUCCCGUUCAGCACUGGACAAUGUUAUCUCAAUUACUUUAGACCAAGACUGAUGCCUUCAGAUGCUUUAGGUGAAAUACUUCAGGUAUGGAUACAAGAAGACAUUUGAUCGAUUUAAUUGAUAUAUCCAACCUGUUCUCUUCGAAAAAA